AGAAUGGAGUGUCCGUUUAUCUCCCUUUUGCAUACGUGGCAGCCUUCAAGAACUAUCUGUUUCUGGCACCAACCUUAGCUCAACUGGGGAACGCUUGUUUCCUUCAAAGUUUGAAACUUUGUGAAAAAAUUGAGCUCUUUUGACAAAGAUUUGCAGAACCCAGAAAGCCAAAAAUGAAAUUGUAGACACAGUUUUGUCUAACAUGCAAGGGUUGGGUUCUCAUGCACCUUUGGUUUCAAGGGGAAAGGCUCCUCCUUUGUUGCCACUGGUGCAUGCAUUACCAUCUUCUACUUAUUUAUCCACAACCGCUAUCUUAUCCCCAUUAAGAUGGAGACAUAAAUCAAGGUUGAGCUUAGCCCAUGGCACUAUUCGAGCUCAAGCAUCCAAUGUUAGUGGUGUUGGAUCUGGAGAUUAUGGAAGAUGGAGACAUAAAUCAAGGUUGAGCUUAGCCCAUGGCACUAUUCGAGCUCAAGCAUCCAAUGUUAGUGGUGUUGGAUCUGGAGAUUAUGGAAGCAAUGGUGAGAAAGACAGUCAGAACGUCUUUGAAGGAAAUGCUAUUAAUGACAGUUCUUCUAAAGUUGUGAAACCUCCUAAUCAGAUCCCUUAUCCUCUCUCUAUAGCUUUUGUGCUGUUGGGAUGUUCUCUUGUGUUUUCACUAAUAGCCUUUGUGAAAGGGGGACCUUCAUCAGUCCUAGCAGCAAUUGCAAAAUCAGGAUUCACUGCUGCAUUUACAUUGAUAUUUGUUUCAGAGAUUGGGGACAAGACAUUCUUUAUUGCCACACUCUUGGCAAUGCAAUAUGAGAAAGGAUUGGUCCUAUUGGGAGCAAUGGGUGCUCUUGCACUAAUGUCAAUCCUAUCUGUUGUAAUCGGCCGAAUCUUUCAAUCGGUGCCUGCUCAGUUCCAGACCACCAUACCAAUUGGAGCAUACGCAGCGGUAGCUCUUCUUUUGUUUUUUGGCCUAAAAUCAAUAAAAGACGCAUGGGAUCUUCCAUCAGAUGUGGUUAAGAAGGGUGAUAACAGCAUUCCUGAACUUGAUGAACUUGCUGAAGCAGAGGAGCUUGUGAAAGAAAAGGCAUCGGAUGGGCUUUCAAAUCCACUUGAGAUUAUCUGGAAAUCAUUCAGCCUUGUAUUUUUUGCUGAAUGGGGAGAUCGCUCAAUGCUUGCAACAAUUGCACUUGCAGCUGCUCAGUCUCCUUGGGGUGUGGCAAGUGGAGCCAUUGCUGGACACCUACUUGCAACUUCUAUUGCUAUUCUUGGAGGAGCAUUCCUUGCCAACUACAUUUCUGAAAAACUGGUUGGCUACUUGGGUGGAGGGCUGUUUCUAAUUUUUGCUGUAGCCACUCUUUUUGGUGUUUUCUGAUUCAUUGCCACUUGCCUUACUUCUUUUUUAUGUGCAAUAUAUUGAAACAUCUUCAUUUUCUUUAUUCAAAUAAAUAAAUUUUUAAGGCAAAUGGAAAAUGAAUUUAUUUCUAUUCAUGAACUCAAUAAUAAGAUAAAGACAAAAUUUGUAUUUUCCUCU
Molecule: messenger RNA, 1519 nt
Organism: Abrus precatorius (Indian licorice)
Lineage: Eukaryota; Viridiplantae; Streptophyta; Magnoliopsida; Fabales; Fabaceae
Product: protein PAM71-homolog, chloroplastic
Exons: 10
Coding region: 203-1360 (385 amino acids)
Biological process (GO): calcium ion transmembrane transport; manganese ion transmembrane transport; Golgi calcium ion homeostasis
Cellular component (GO): Golgi apparatus; chloroplast
Molecular function (GO): manganese ion transmembrane transporter activity; calcium ion transmembrane transporter activity
Source: RefSeq, a predicted model, not a curated record